This is a messenger RNA of Ilex paraguariensis (yerba mate), 1047 nucleotides long. Lineage: Eukaryota; Viridiplantae; Streptophyta; Magnoliopsida; Aquifoliales; Aquifoliaceae. The record is from the annotation of a GenBank genome assembly.
CCACAACCCACAACCCACAAAUCAUAUAUUAAAUUAAUUAGUAUCGUUUUGUCUUCAAACAGCCACCUCUCUCUCUCUCUCUCUCUCCCCCCACAACCAUGGCAACUAACUAUGCUAUAUGUCUUCUAGGAGCCAUGGAUCGUCUUUGGUUUCACCAAAUUAUUCUUUUCUCAGAACCCUCUUCUCUACUUUUCCCAAAACCCCCCAAAGAAACCGUUUCUACCCCUCAACCACUUGCCUAUUCAUCAUCAAGCAACUCUAAACCAACCAUAGUAAUUCGAGACAAAGAAAUCCCAUCAGUUACAUCCGCAAUCCUCCUUCCUGAUCAGGGUGACCACAACAUUGAAGAUAGGGAGGACAGUAAGGAAAGACCCACGAGGUUGAGUGACUUCACUGACUUGAGUCCCAUCACUAGUAAAACUCGCUCUAGUUCAUCAUCACCAUCAACUCAAAAACGAUCUAGAAAAUUCAGACACUCAGGUGCAGUGACGAGGUUGCAGAAAACCAUGAGCUGCAAGAGCUUGUGGGAGCUUGAACUCGAAGAAGUUCAUGGUUUCAUGGAUUUAGGGUUCAUAUUCAAGAAAGAGAAUAUUACUUCAAGGAUGAUGAGCGUAGUCCCCGGCUUGCAAAGACUCGGAGGGAUCAAAGAUGAACAAAAAACCCUCGACAUCGAUGGUAACGAAGCGGAUAAUUAUGAUGACAUUGAAGAGGAAGAAGAAGAAGAAGAUGGAGAGGAGAGAGGCGUAAUGAGGCCAUAUUUAUCAGAGGCAUGGCUUAUCAGGAGACCUGAUUCGCCACUGCUAAACUUCAGAAUACCAAGAGUCACUACAGCUGCAGAGAUGAAGAAACAUAUUAGGUAUUGGGCAAGAACUGUUGCGUCUGUAAUUCAGCAAGAAUCUUAAAACCUAGUUCUUGGAGAGAGAGAGAGAACCACACAUUUUGAUGGAAUGUAAUCUAUUCCACCCACAACUUGCAACUGUAAAAAAAUGAGUUAGUUGUACAGUAAAUGAGUUUUUUUAACAUAUAUACAGUCAAUUAUCUCUGUCG